Molecule: messenger RNA, 4943 nt
Organism: Gasterosteus aculeatus aculeatus (three-spined stickleback)
Lineage: Eukaryota; Metazoa; Chordata; Actinopteri; Perciformes; Gasterosteidae
Source: RefSeq, a predicted model, not a curated record
AAGCAGCAUUCAUUUCUACAGAGAACCCUGAAAGCAGCAUUCAUUUCUACAGAGAAACCUGAAAGCAGCAUUCAGAUACGACUUGAGGGCUGAGAAGGACGAUGAAAACAAAGACGGACAUCCAGCCAAAAUAGCUUAGCUUCAAGUGAAAGUGAGCGUUCAGAACCAUGGAGGCCCGCUUUGGGAAUAUUCUGUUCAGCUCCAAGUUCGACUCGGGCAACUUGGCGCGCGUGGAGAAGGUGGAGAAGGGCAGCUCGAGCCCCCCCGGCGAUGUAGCUCCCGGCGGGAGUGUCCUCUGCGGGUCAAACUUUACCCCCGACUAUGAGUUCAACGUGUGGACGCAGCCAGACUGCGGGGGCACAGAACACGAGAAUGGAAACCGGUCGUGGUUUCACUUUAGCGUUCGGGGUGCCGCGGCUGGAAAGACACUGAAGAUCAAUGUGAUGAACAUGAACAACCAGAGGAAGCUCUACAGCCAGGGAAUGGCUCCCCUCGUGCGCACUUUACCCGGGAAGAGCCGCUGGGAAAGGGUCCGGGACAGACCCACGGCUGAGAUUGUGGAGGGCCAGUUCAUCCUCUCCUUCUCCCACCGGCUGUCGGAAGUGCGAGGAGCGACCACCUACUUCUCCUUCUGCUUCCCCUUCUCCUACAGCGAGUGCCAGGAGAUGAUGCAGCGGUUUGACAAAAGCCACCCUAAUGCUGCCCAACUCAGUCCCAGCAGUGCCCCGGACAGUGUGUAUUAUCAUAGGGAGUUGUUAUGCCACUCGCUGGAUGGCAAUAGGGUGGAUCUGAUCACUGUGACCAACUGCAACAGAAUGCAUGAGGAGAGAGAAACCCGUCUGCCCAAGCUGUUCCCCGACGGCAACACGCCAAGACCUCACCGCUUCCCCGGCAAACGGGUUUUUUUCCUGAGCAGUCGGGUGCACCCCGGGGAGACUCCCUCAUCCUUCGUGUUCAACGGCUUCCUCAGCUUCAUCCUGAGAAAAGACGACCCUCGGGCUCACGCGCUGCGGAACACGUUUGUUUUCAAGCUCAUCCCCAUGCUCAACCCGGACGGGGUCAUUCGUGGGCACUACAGGACUGAUUCCAGAGGUGUGAACUUGAACAGACAGUACCUGAACCCCAGCCCUGAGCUGCAUCCCUCCAUCUAUGCAGCCAAAACACUUUUACUCUACCACCACACAAACAACCGCCUGCACAACGCGCAGUCCAUCGCUCACUGCAAUAGCCCCCCGCGCACGGAGACCCCGCCCCUCGGCAUCAAACUCGCCAAUCAGCAUCAGUCUCCUCCCUUCACCUCGCUCGAAGUCAGCCUGAACCAACGGAAUGCAGAGAAUGACAAGAGCCCACCGGACGUUUCCAUGGCGAUGGAGGAAAACGUCUGGGCCUCCUCGGGGACGGGGAGGGGGGACCAAAACAGCUCAUCGAGCUCCUCUGAGACUGUAGCUCCUGUUGCUGAGGAGGUAACGGCCCCAGAGGCGGGGGUACAGCAGUCUAUUCCGCCCCAUGGGGGGGGGGUGGCAUAUUAUGUGGAUCUACAUGGCCACGCUUCUAAACGGGGCUGCUUCAUGUAUGGAAAUAACCUCCCGGAUGAGAGCCAGCAGGUAGAGAACAUGCUGUAUCCCAGGCUGAUCGCUGUGAACUCGGCCCACUUUGACUUUCUGGGCUGCAACUUCUCCGAGAAAAACAUGUAUGCGCGAGACAAGAGGGAUGGGCAGUCCAAGGAAGGCAGCGGGCGGGUGGCCGUUCACAAGGCCCUGGGGCUGCUUCACAGCUACACUUUAGAGUGCAACUACAACACAGGAAAAACCAUGAACACCAUCCCACCGGCUUGCCACGACAACGGACGAGCAACCCCACCUCCGCCCCCAUCCUUUCCUCCGAAAUACACUCCGGAGAUAUUUGAGCAGGUGGGCCGCGCCGUGGCCAUCUCCGCCCUGGACAUGGCCGAGUGUAACCCCUGGCCCCGGCUGGUGCUGUCCGAGCACAGCUGCCUCAUGAACCUUCGCGCUUGGAUCCUCAAGCACGUCCGCAACACCAAAGGCCUGAACGCGACGCACGCCCACGCUCAUCCUCCGCCGAGGACACACCACAACGGCAGCAAGGCGUCCCCGCCAAAGACCUUCAACCACUGCUUGUCCGCCUCGGCGUCGGAGAACACGCUCAGCCGCAGCGUUCGCUGCAACAGCCACAGCGGCAGCGGCCAGACGCCCUCCCCCAAGAUGCACACCUCCCCGAGCUUCACCUUCGGCUGCGCCCCACCCCGGACGCACACACAGCACAAUGGCACGCACGCCGGCGGACGGGGAGGGAACAAGACGCUCGGGCCGGUCAGGGACCCUAAGCCCCAGGAGAGGAGACGCCCACCCCACCUCCGCUCCGUCCCGCGUUCUCCCAGCAACAGCCACGCGCCCUCCCUCCCCCCGCUCUCUCCCCCUUCCUCCUCCUCCUCCUCCUCCUCGUCCUCCGUGUGCGCAGCGGACCCCCGUCCCCUCCCGGCCUCCGUCACCGUGACAGGCCUCAGCUGUCCAGAUUUUCAGGCCGGAAACCCCAGUUCAGCGGGCCGGUCCGGGAUGCCUUUUCCCGGGCGGCGUGAAGGCGGCGGCGGCUGCCGGACCCGUACGGUCGCUCGUCACCAAGCAGAAGCCCGCACAGAGACUGCUAACCACUGGGGGCCGGAACAUAUCCUGUCCUCCAUCAAAAUGAGCAAGUAUGAGCUGCAACCUCACGUGAGCCGCAUCCCCGUUCGGAGGGCGGCUUCCACCGAAGCCGCCCAUCCUGCACAUGGCAGUAAAAACCCCCCGACCUGCAUUGACCCACUUUCACCUGGAGAAAAGGAGGAUUCAGCCACCAUGAGGCUGUGGAAGCUGCUCAGACCGGGCCUCCAUCGACACCUGUCAGUAUGUGCACCGCCCGUGUCACCGGUUAACACCGCGCGUGUAUCAGGGGAGGAGGGGGCCAAGCCGCUGCCUUCUGAAGCACUGAUGAAGGAAGGCCCAGGAAGGAGUCUCCACCACGGAGGAGACGCUAUUACAGAAAGGGCCCACGAAGAGGAGGGAGCAGUGCAACAGGUGACAACAAACACACAUCGCUUGUCAAGUAGCGCUAAUUCGCAGACGGAUGCUGAACAUGAAUGAACAGCAAUGUGUACACCUUGUUGUCUUUGAAGCUUGAGGGAACUCCAGCAAUGCUCCUACCUGAGACUGUGAGCUUGUGCGGAGAAGCCUAGCAGCUACACAGAAGAGGAACCAGCCGCGUGCUGGUUGGGAGCCUAAAUUACAAUAAUGUGACCAGUUCCAUUGAAACUAGGAUACAGAAAGCGACAUCACUCGGGCGUCUCGGUACGUAAUGUUUAAAAGUAUUUCCUCGGGAUGUCAACAGCAUGUAUGGUUGUUGCACACAUGCUGUUGCAACAUAGUCGGUCAAUGUCAUGAACAAUGUCAUUAUUCAGGGGUUGGCAGUGUUUCAUUCUCCAUACCUUGUUUUACAUUUACGGAUUUAAGGCAAUUUGCUCCCAUGAAGAGACUGAAAUGUGAAACUGUAAAACAGCAGUGCGAAUAUGAAAAAAUAAGAAUUUACGGAUGUCCUUUUGAAUUAAGAUCAGCUGUGUGACGAUGCAUUCUGCGUGGGCUUGAACGGUGUUCUGAAAAUACCGGAACAACAGUUGGGUGACCGAAAAAGAACCAACCAGCCGUGUAGUAAUGUAGUAGCAAGUAAUCCAAGUAUUGCUACAGAAGAAGAGCGGUUUCUUAUCCAGCUGGUCAGCCUCUAGUUGGAAUGUCUGUGAAAGAAGCCGUAGCGAGUGGACACCAAAUCCCAUGAAGCCUUGGGAGGCUUCUCCUGCACGCGGCCACAGUACGAGUCCUGGUUCAUUCAGUUUCUAUUUGAGUGGAAACAAUAAAGUUGAACUUUGGGUUUAGCAGAUUACGGUCCUGGGCUCUGUGUCCCAAAUACACACCCCUGUUCACAAUGUUUUGUAUUGUUCCAAUUAGAACAACCAGUUCCUGACACUGCAAAUACGUCAUUCAUCUCCACUGUGUCUCUUCCUCCAGCAAUGGAAAUAUAAGACUUUUAAAUGGAUCUUGACAAUUUACAUUUCCAGAAGUGGGUUUAAAAUAAUACAACAUGAUACGGUCCAACGGGCGGGGUCAUAUUUUUGUACACACUACAUAAUAGGUGUAUAUACUUGCUGUCACAGUUGAUAUUUUCUCUUUUUAGGACCAUAUAUUAGGUGUGUAUAACAAACAUAUAAUACACUAGCAAGGUGUACCCAAUAUAGUGGCUGGUGAGUGUAUAUGCAAUAUAUACAUCCAACUCAUUAUAUUAGAUGAAAUGUUUAACUAAAAAAAAUGCAGUUUUUAAAAGGAUUUCAUUUACUUGUAUGUUUGUAAAUUGAAACCAGGCACCAUAAAUACUUUUUAGCGACACCGUGUAUACAGAUAUAUUCCCCUACACACGCAGCCCAUCUCUGAGGUUUCCAGAAACGAGGCUGAAGCUCAGAGGCGACCGAGCGUUUUCUGUCGCAGCUCCAGAACUAUGGAACGAACCGCCGCUGCACAUUAGACAGUGAGGAGCACGGUCUCAUUUUAAAACGCACCUCUUUUCUUUGGCUUUCAACACUACGUAGGUUGUUGAUUUUAUGUGCAGAUAUUUUAUCUGGGGAGGACAGUCUAUUUAUUUAUUAUGUUUAUUUUAUUGUACAGCACAUUGGGAACCUUUGUGUUCAUUUAAACUGUGCUUUAUAAAUAAAACGGAUUGGAUAUACAGAUAUAUAUAUAUUGAUAAAUCUAUCCACUACCAUAUCAAUAGUUUGUGUAAGGUAAAUGGUUACAGUUGUAUUUAUGUAUUCACAUCCAACUGAUUACCACUCACUGUGACUAAUAAGAUACUUUGUUGAAUCUUUAAUUAAACUUUGCAGUAUAAACACAGGCACUUAAACCUUU